AUGGAAUUUCAGCUGUUUUUCAAAUACAUUUGCUCAUUCGUGAGUAGCCCUUUUGUGUUUUCCAUCACCGGAAAGCUCUCCCCUGAUGGGCACAAAUUGCUUGCUUGCUCAAGUUCAGAAACGUUAACGGCGGCAAUCAGUGCAAUUAAAACAAAUUCCUCCUCCGGUACGACGUUCACGCUUUCGCAGGCGAUUCCGAUCGCCAGUACGACGGUGCUGUUCGACCAAAGGAGCAUCUAUUGUUUUGCUCCCCCUUUUGAGCACGAAUCAUGGAUAGCUGUCCAGCUGUCAAGCCCUAUGCAACGGAGCCUGUUCGCAUUUUGUUCAAAGAUAUGCUCCCUUUCUAAAUGCACCGCAUCAAAGAAAAGUAUUAUAACUCUUUCGUUGACGAAGGAAGACACUGGCGGCUUUCUUAUGGAGUCUCGCCAUCAAAAUCACGAUUCUCAGAUCGAAUGCAAGCUAGAAUACUUGGUGGCCCUUUCUGCCCCAUCCAAUGGCUUCUCAAACGUUUACACCAGCUUUUACGCGAAGGAUCUUGCCAGGCUGUUUAGUUCGGCCAUUCUGGCCUCAUCUGGCGUCCAAUUAUGCUUUCUAAGGGAUUCCAGGGCAAUUCAAAUCAAUCUUCAGCUGCCUCCAGCAAAGAUUUCCCAUAUUCUCUCUGCCAUCCUUCCCGCUGCAGCGGAAAGCUGA
This is a messenger RNA of Mitosporidium daphniae, 690 nucleotides long. RefSeq lists its product as uncharacterized. The transcript is spliced from 2 exons. Lineage: Eukaryota; Fungi; Microsporidia. Bases 1 to 690 code for a protein of 229 amino acids. The record is from RefSeq and is a predicted model, not a curated record.